UUUUGAUCAUUUUCAAGGAAUUCUUUACAAAUUUAUUCCUUUAAUUAGAUUUUAUUUAAUAUCAUCUGAUGAUUACAUCAACAAAGUCAAACCUUACGAAGAUAUAUUUCCUAAAGAAUUAAUUGAUCAUCUUUUAAACUUUUACUCGAAUUCAGAAUAUAGAUCAACUAUUAAAAUUAUACCGAGAAUUUCUGCACGUCAUUCUGUUAUAAUUGAUCAAGCUCUAGGCCAUUUUGCAGUUUUUGCAAAUUGGAUAGAUAAAAUGGGUGACCAUAACAAAUAUACUACUAAAACUAUGCCUUAUAAAUUUAAUCUUUUAUAUAGACUUAGCAGAGAUGGUAACACGGCUGAAGCAUUUCAUAGAAAAUGUGAUAAUAAAGGGGCCACUAUCAUUAUAAUAAAAAUUGGUGGAUCGGAACAAAUUAUUGGUGGUUAUAAUCCGUUCAAUUGGGAUUCGCGUAGUGGUUAUAAAUUAACGUAUGAUAGUUUUAUAUUCUCAUUUACAGAUAGAAGAGACACGAAAACUGCAAGUGUAGGUUAUAGUGGUGGUAUAAGUUCUGUAGGGUGUUAUUCAACUAACGGACCAAUAUUUGGUGGCUAUUUUUAUUGUAGAAGUGAUGGUAGUAUUUGGACAGCUUAUAGUACUAAUUAUUUUAAUCUUAGUGGUUUUCCGAACAAAAGUAUAAUUGCAGAAGAUUAUGAAGUUUUUCAAGUUAUAAAGCAACUAAAUAUGUAAUAGUAAUAUCGUUAUUGUAUUGCACAACAAUAAA
Rhizophagus irregularis DAOM 181602=DAOM 197198 is the source of this 770-nucleotide messenger RNA. The record is from RefSeq and is a predicted model, not a curated record. NCBI's taxonomy places the organism in Eukaryota, Fungi, Glomeromycota, Glomeromycetes, Glomerales, Glomeraceae.